Messenger RNA from Cantharellus anzutake, 1107 nucleotides. RefSeq lists its product as uncharacterized. The transcript has 5 exons. Bases 17 to 1105 code for a protein of 362 amino acids. The record is from RefSeq and is a predicted model, not a curated record. NCBI's taxonomy places the organism in Eukaryota, Fungi, Basidiomycota, Agaricomycetes, Cantharellales, Hydnaceae.
GGCAGAAUUAUGGCACAUGCUUGAAUAUGAGUGGGAAAGGAGGUGGGGAAAGAAGCAGGGUUCCAUUUACAGCCCGAAGGGAUUUAAACCAGUGCCUAGCGCAGCCGAAGAGAGAAUGGGACGUGAUGACCGCAGGUUAAAGAAAGUUGCAGAGAGAGUGGCGUUUAUGAAUAGUUUGGAUAAAGAUGCGGGCGGUCAUGUGUUCCCACGAAUCAGGCCUACCUCUUCCGCUCGCAAUUCGAAGAUCCAAACGUUCAUCAUCUCGCAGCAGCACACCCGCACCAUUCUUUCCUUGUGCAAAUCUCACCAUGCUACGGUGACGAAUGCCAUCUUUGUCCUGGUGACGUUUGCAUGGCUUCGCCUAGUUGCAUCUCGUACUGACCCUCGCAACGCGCGUGUCAGCGAGGCGGAGCGGAAACGAUGGAAGGCGAUUGGGAGCGAGCGGAUGCCCAUCAUGAUGUACACCGCCAUUAACCUCCAAUCGAACAUUUUCCUUGCCUUGGGGUACCUUAACGUCGUCCUUCCUGGAUUCCUUCCCCACCUUGCUCUCGAACAAUGUGAAUCAGACGAAGAAGCGAGGAAAGUGCUAGAGAGAACCUUCUGGUUACGUGUGCGGAGUGUACGAGAUCAACAUACGAAGGUAUUGAGCAGUCCAUUGUUCCGAGAAAGGGCUGAAAGGGCCAAAGCCUGGGCGGUGAUCGAUGAUUACGAGGAAGAGCUUACUACAGCUAAGGCCGAAGGUGGCAGUCGAGUUGCGCCGAAGCAGCCAAGGGUUCCAUCCGUCGCUCUCCUUGGCGUAUCCCUCCUCGCUAACCUUGACAACCUCUAUCUACCGUCCAACUUCCCCGCAUUGAACCUUUUUGACAUCCUUAACGGUACCAGGAAAAAUACGGGCGGGAUACUGCUCAUGGGGUACACGUUUAGAGGCAGGAUUUACUCCACUCUUGGGUGGGACUCCCGAUCUUUCGAGCCUGGUGUUGUGGAGGAAUUCUUCGAGAAGUUCGAAGCGACCUUGAAGGAGUUCUUACUUCCCAGUGUUGAAGGCGUCGUAUUUGAGAGAGGGUUGGAGUGUCGAUCGAAGGCGGCGGAACAAGCGAGGUUGUGACU